UUUAUCGGAAGAACUAUCUUAUUCGUCAGGUGUUCUUGGAUGGGCGAGAAUUCAAGUUCACGAUGAUGGCGGGGUGACUCAAAAUAGCAAAAAUAAGCAACAUCCUACCUUUGAAGGAACAUUUAGUUUAUAUAAUGAAUUAUAUCAUAUAAAAUCUAUUGAAAAUUAUCAAUUAACUAAAUUUAAUGAUGAUCCGGAGAUACCAAAUCCUUCUGCACGUCUUGAUGUUCAUAAAUCAUCUACGAUGGUUAUUUAUCGUGAAUCAGACGUUAAAAAUGCUCUUUACAAUAAAAGAUCAUCCUCAGAAGUUGAAUCUUGUUCAAUGGAAGAUGUUGUUGGUGCUGAGAGCCUACGUCGUAAUCGUAUCCCGCAUGGUGACUUUUUAUCGUUAAAUUCUAAUGAACAAUUUGGUAGCUCAUGGUGGAACUUAAAGAUGGGGAGUGUUUUUGAAAAUAAACAUAAACUGUCGAAAAGAGAUGUAACGGGUUGUCCUACUGGUCGAAAAAUUGCUUACAUGGCAUCGGCCGCUGAUUGUACAUACGUCGAUCAUUAUAAAUCUGCGGAUGCUGCUCGAAAGCAAAUUCUUCAGAAUUGGGGCACAGCCUCGGCUGUUUAUGAAAGAACUUUUAAUGUGACCCUUGGUCUUAUUAAAAUUGAGAUCCUGCCCCAACUAUGUCCUAAAACUCCUGACCCCGCAUUUCCAUUUAAUCGACCAUGUGAAGAAAAAUAUACUAUAAACGAUCGUCUUAGUGACUUUAGCCAAUGGAGGGGCAAAUCUCCGGAUGAUGGUGCAGGUUUAUGGCAUCUUAUGUCCAAGUGCAAUACCGGUACUAAAGUUGGCGUUGCAUGGUUGGGACAAUUAUGUAAAUCAGAAUCAACUCUUCAAGAUCAAGGACAGUAUGUAUCUGGUACUGGGGUUUCUACUGUUGUUAAAGAAGAGUGGAAAGUUGUUGCUCAUGAAGUUGGACAUGGAUUUGGUGCUGUUCAUGACUGUGUUGCUGGAAAUUGUCCUUGCAAUGGUUGUGAAUGUUGUCCAUUAAGUCAAACAGUUUGCAAUGCCGAUAAUAAGUUCCUCAUGAACCCAACAAGUAAUGUAGCUACAAAUGAUUUCAGUCCAUGUACUAUUAACGAUAUAUGUUCAACUUUACCAAAUAUGGAUAGCUGUCUCCAAGACCCUGGUUCAAAAUCCAUUCUCAGUCAAUCUAUGUGUGGAAACGGAUUGAAAGAAGAUAAUGAAGAAUGCGAUUGCGGCACUGAUUGCGCUUCUGACCCUUGUUGUGACGGAACAACAUGUAGAUAUAAGGGUAAUGCGGUUUGCGAUGACAUUAACGACAUGUGUUGUAAUAAAUGUCAAUUCAAGCCUGCUAACGAGCUAUGUAGACCUGCCAGUUCUGAUUGCGACAUUCCUGAAUAUUGUAACGGAACUUCUGGUGUUUGUCCAUUUGACCAACAUGUUGCUGAUGGAACUGUCUGUGCUCCUAACCUUGCAUGUGCCGGAGGUCAAUGUACAUCUAGGGAUAAUCAAUGCCUUACACGUGGUGGUCGCUUGGGUAUCACAAAAGCUUGUUCGCUUUUAUCUGAUUCAUAUCCAACAUGUACUAUAAGUUGUGCUAAUCCAAACGACACAAGAUCAUGUAUUGAAAUGAGUGGAUUUUUCGUAGAUGGUACUCCUUGUGGAUUUGGUGGAAGAUGUAACAAAGGACAAUGUGGCAGUGGUUCUAUAAGUAAUAGUCUUUCAAGCUGGAUAAAUCAACACAAACGGACUAUAAUCCCAAUUGCGGCAGUUAUUGGAGCACUCUUGUUAUGUUGUAUAUUACAUUGUGUAUAUCGCUGUAAAAAGCGACGAAAUAAUCCUACAAAACUACGAAUUCCUUCUCAAUCUCCACCAUCAAGAACAAAUAGUUAUAGCGCUCAUAAUGGUGCUAAGUGGGUUGAUCCAUCUCCGUAUAACGGUUCUAUAUAUCCUGAUCAUCAGGAAUUCAAUAAUGAACGAAUACCUACGCAAACACAGGUGCAUCGACAAAAUUCGCGUUCUUCAGAUAUUAUGUAUGCUGGAACAGGUCACAUACAUCAUCCACGACCAACAUUACAAACAACUUUCCAAGGACGACGAAGUGGAUCUCAAGUAUCACCAUCACCUGCUUCACCAUCCAUGGGAUCAUUAGGAUCACCUGUUUCACCAUCCAGAUCAAUAAGAUCACCUGCUUCACCAGCCAUGGGGUCAUUUAGAUCACCUGUUUCACCAUCCAGAUCACCUGCUUUACCUCCAAAUCCCAAUUCAUCGAGAAACUAUGAACGUCAACAUGUAGUCGCUCUUCCCGUGGCCAUUGAAACUUUGCAAAACGAGGAUACCGUUAUUGAGCUACAAAAACCAUUUAUCAAAUGA
Molecule: messenger RNA, 2386 nt
Organism: Funneliformis caledonium
Lineage: Eukaryota; Fungi; Glomeromycota; Glomeromycetes; Glomerales; Glomeraceae
Source: the annotation of a GenBank genome assembly